UAUGUAUUUGUGGACAGUUUCUCCUCAGAGACCGAACAUGGUGGAUGGCAUGAGAACAAUUGCUUUGAAUCUGGAAUUUGGGGCAUCACACAACCAGACAUUUGAAAGAACAAUAGCUGUGCAUUUCAGUGAUCCUUUCCAUGUAAGCAGCCGCGUUAUUGACAGAUGCAAUGAAGGUACUCUGCUUCUUCAGGUGAUCCUGCAAUCCCAAGUUCAGGCCACUCUCACAGUAUAUGAUGCUUGGCUUGAACUUCAAGAUGGUUUUGUUCAUGCUGGACGAGCUGAUGGUCGACCAACUUUGGUCUCCUUUCCUCUUGCAGUUUCUCCAACCUCUAAAGGGGGAAUAAUCUUCAACAUCUCCUUAGGGAGGACAAUUGGUAAAGGUGAAAAUGGUGCAGAAAAGCCAGAAAGCAUAUUGAAUAUCAGAUAUGGAAUUUCUGGUGACAGAACCAGUGGAGCACAUCCCCCAGUGGCUAUGGAAUAUUCUGGAUCUGAUUCUGCAAGGAAGGACCUGACUUUCAGGAGUGUCCUUGUACUGCAAAGGCCCGUGCUCGACCCAUGCAUGGCUGUUGGUUUUCUUCCACUUCCUUCAGUCGACCUCAGAGUUGGGCAACUUGUUCCCAUGAAAUGGAGAGUUGAAAUGUUGCAAGAUAUGGAGGACAAGGAAAUCUCGAAACACAAUGGGGAGGUGUUGUAUGAAGUGAAUGCGAAUCCUGAGAAUUGGAUGAUUGCUGGAAGGAAGAGAGGAUAUAUACCUCUUUCGAAAAAGCAAGGUUCAAGGAUAGUGCUAUCGGUGUUGUGUGUGCCUCUAGUUGCUGGGUACGUCCGACCUCCACAAUUGGGACUGCCUAAUGUCGAUGAGUCCGACAUAAGCUGCAACCCUCCCGGGCCUCACUUGGUUUGCAUAAUGCCUCCAACACUCAGCUCUUCUUUCUGCAUCAUCAUGCUUCUUAUACUGCUGAAACCGGUGCAAGGGGCAUCACAUUGGACCCAAGUAAGGUUGCUACCAGUGUCGAUAUCUAGCUCGAAGGCCUUUGGUGGAUUGCCUAUGUUUAUCGAGAUCAUGGUGAGGAAGGAGAAGAAGUUGUUCAUUGCUUUCACUUGGCUGGUGGUGGUGCUUAUUGUGGCCGCCAUUGGUGUUAAUGAUGUGCCUGCCACUGGCCAACAGAGCUUCGAGCAUCUGGUUCAACCCCAAGCAGGUUGCCGCUGCUGCAAUUUUGUUGGGAGGGUCCCCAAUCUCAGAUGUGGGGGAGUUUGCUGCGUGGAUGGUUGUUGCUAAAUUAUGGUGGUGAUGAGUGAAUUAUGAAUAUCAUGAUACGAUGCCUGCAGGUGGUGGCUUUGUGAUAAACCGAAUAAAUAAAAUUUUCUGA
Linum tenue is the source of this 1370-nucleotide messenger RNA. The record is from the annotation of a GenBank genome assembly. Lineage: Eukaryota; Viridiplantae; Streptophyta; Magnoliopsida; Malpighiales; Linaceae.